CCUUCCCUGCAAAUUUGGAAUCCGUCAAUAAAUGGAAAAUGUUUCGUCACCAUCAUCCUUUUUUUCUUUCUUCCUCUCAACGCCUCCACUACCAAUGUUUUGGCAAAGACCAAACCAAAGACGAAGUCAGGCUCAGCCGAGUCAAGCAAUGAUUUUUUUUCCUUUUUUACCCUGUUCCUCUCCCAAGCCCUUCAGUUCCUACUUCCUACUUUCUAUGUUGAAAUGUGGGACUGUCAGCAAAUCAGGUGCGCUCAAAGUGGUCUCAAGCGAAUGCUCAAACCCGCAACCGCCACCACUCCUGUGAAUCCGCGGUUUUCUUCUUCUCCGUGCACUCCAUCCACGACGUCGUCUUCACUCCCACUCUUUCCCUUCUCUUCCCAGUUCAUGGCAUCCAUCUUGUCUCUAUUCCCUCUGCUAAUCCUCCAUACUCUGCUUCUAGCUCCAACCAAAACUUAUUCCCAGUAUGAUUCAAAGUAUGAUCUCAACCUCACCUCCUGCGCCGGUGACGCCAACUACACCGUCCCCAGCACCUUCUCCUCCAACCUCGAUCUCCUCCUCUCCAACCUCACCUCCUCCACCCCACGCGACGCAGGCUACUUCUCCAACACCACCGCCGGCGCCGACUCCUCAGCCCCCGCCUACGGCCUUGCCCAGUGCCUACCCGUCGUCUCCGCCUCCGAAUGUUCCACCUGCCUCAACCGCUCCGCCGCCACCGCCGCCGCCGGCUGUCCCUUUCGUAAGUCCGCCACCAUCCGCUUCGAUGACUGCGUCCUCCGCUACUCCGACCGACGCUUCUUCGGCCAGCUCGAUAAGGAUGGGAACGCGUCAACUGCCAAUCCCAAUAAAGCACCAACGGGAUUCUAUGGGCGUAUGAGGAAUCUGAUGGACAAGAUCGCGUCGCAGGCGGCGGCUACGGAAUUGAAGUUUGCGGAUGGGAUCACGAAUUCCUCCAGUUAUGGGUAUAUAUACGGGUUGACACAGUGUACCCGUGAUCUAUCGCAGACGGAUUGCUCCACAUGUCUUGAUCAGGCGAUCGAGGAUUUGCGUUCGUGUUGCGGUGGGAGUGUCGGGGGACGGGUCAUGAUGGCGAGUUGUGACGUGAGGUUUGAGACCUAUCCCUUCUUCUCCAUGUUGUUCGUCCCUCCGCCGCCGCCGGCACCGAGUUCUUCGCCGGACAGUGGCAAUAGCAAGACCAGUGAUGGAAAAAAGAAUAAUACUACAAAAAUAAUUCUAAUUGUUUCCAUCUGUGUCGUUGUUUCAUUGGUGGUCCUUUUCACCAUCUGUAUCUCCUUACGUAGAAAGAAAGUAUUUAGAGGAGUUCUCUUUGAUGGAGGUGAGGAAUUCAGAGGUUCCAAACCAUUAUUAUACGAUUUGAGCGUCCUUAGAGCUGCCACAAAUAACUUCUCCGAUGCAAAUAAGCUGGGAGAAGGUGGGUUCGGACCGGUUUACGUGGGGACUCUACGGGAUGGACAAGAAAUAGCUGUGAAAAGGCUCUCAGGAAGUUCACGACAAGGACUAGUGGAGCUAAGAAAUGAGGUUGAUUUGGUUGCCAAGCUUCAACAUAGAAACCUUGUUAAGUUGCUGGGUUGUUGCCUUGAGGAAGAAGAAAGGUUACUUGUCUAUGAGUACCUUCCGAAUACAAGCCUUGACAAAUUUUUAUUCGACCCCAUCGGACAACAACAACUAGAAUGGGAAAAGCGAUACAAGAUUAUUGAAGGGAUUGGCCGCGGCCUUCUCUAUCUACAUGAAGAUUCUCGAUUAAGGAUCAUUCAUCGGGAUCUGAAAGCAAGUAAUAUCUUGCUGGAUCGGGACAUGAACCCUAAAAUUGCAGACUUUGGUCUCGCAAAGCUUUUCAGCAUAGAUGAGACCCAAGGAAACACUAGUGGAAUUGCUGGGACAUAUGGGUAUAUGGCACCAGAAUAUGCCUCGCUGGGGCUCUUCUCUACCAAAUCAGAUGUUUUCAGUUAUGGCGUACUAGUUUUGGAGAUCGUGACUGGCCGGAGGAAUUGUGGAUUCCGGGGAUCUGGGCAUUAUUCAGACCUUCUUAGCUAUGUCUGGCAACACUGGAAUGAAGGAAAGGCAUCACAGGUGAUUGACCUGAGUCUAGGUGAUCGGUAUGAGCUGCAAGAAGUACUGAGGUGCAUUCACAUCGGGCUACUCUGCGUCCAGGAAGACCCAGCAGAGAGACCCAGGAUAGCAACAGUCGUUCUCACGCUUAGGAGUUACUCUGUCCCUCUUCCAGCUCCAUCAGCACCUGCCUCCUUUGUAAGGAGUGAUAUAAUUAGUGAGACAGAGGUGCUCGAGAGGGACGUGAGGACUAGUUUACCAGGAAGUGAAGCUUCAAUGGAAGCACAACAAGAAAAUCAAGGAGGACAGAAAAAUCAAGGCCAGUCUCGGUUGGGAAGCCAUUCCUCCCGUUCUCUCUCUCUCUUCUGGAUUACUUGGCCAAACAAAAAAAAAGAAAAAAGAAAAAAGAAAAAAAAAGAAGUCCCACAUGAAACCAUGCCGUGCUCCGACGGUCCCAACUUCUCAGUACUAAUCGUCCUCCUUUCUCUUCUCCUCAUACUCCAUAGUCCCCCAGCCAAUUCUGACUACCAGCUAUUGAAUUGCGAACAUACCGCCUGCCCAACGACAGACGGGAACUACACCCCCAACGGCACCUUCCAAGCCAACCUCAAUCUCCUCCUCUCCUCCCUCUCCGCUGCCAACACCACCGGCUUCGCCAACUAUACCGAGGGUCAACCGCCGCACCAAGUCUAUGGCCUUGCCCUAUGCCGAGGCGACCUAUCCCCUGCCCAGUGCACGAGCUGCCUCAAUAUAUCCACCAAAGAAAUCAUCAAACGGUGCCCAAAUGGCAAGAUCUCGGCCAUUUGGUACGAAGGGUGCCUCCUCCGCUACUCCGACCAAAACUUCUUCUCCACCGCUGACACAAGUUUUCAUUACGUUCAGGGUGAUAGCCAGGGUUCUGAUCCGCCAGAACAGUUCAAGAAGUUUGUAGGUCUGAUGAUGGACAAUCUUACCACAACCGCGGCGAAUACUUCAAAGAUGUUCGCCGCCGGCGUAGCAAAUAUUAUGAAUUCGAGCAUGCUAUAUGCACUGGUGCAGUGCACGAAGGACCUACCGCAACAAGAGUGCUAUCGAUGCCUUCAAGAUUUUGUGGAAUAUAUUCCUCAAUGCUGUGAUGGGGACUCAGGAGCCAGCAUAUAUGGAUUAAGUUGUAAUCUUCGGUAUCAGACGUCUCCUUUCUUUGACGCUUCCAAGGCUAUAACAUGGCAACCGCCGCCGGAUCCUCCUGUUUCUCCGCCGCGAGGAAAUACUGGUAAAACCAUCAAAAUAGUUAUUGUAAUUACUAUAACAACUGUAGCUGUGGUGGUGUUGCUGCUCUCUGCCAUCUGCAUUUACUUACGACAAAGGAAACUACGAGGAAUACCAUCAUAUGCUGAAGAAGCAGAUGAUGAAGAUGGAAAGGAGAUCGAAAGUGCAGAGUCUCUGGUAUUUGAUUUGGAAACCCUAAGAGUUGCAACAGAUAACUUCUCUGAUGCAAACAAACUCGGACAAGGAGGAUUUGGACUAGUUUAUAAGGGAAUACUGCCAGAUCGAGAAGUGACGGCCGUGAAGAGGCUCUCAAUAAUCUCAAGGCAAGGACUAGAACAGCUACGGAAUGAGGUUGGUUUGGUUGCUAAGCUCCAGCACAGGGACCUUGUAAAGUUGUUGGGUUAUUGCUUAGAAGAGCAAGAGAGGCUUCUUGUAUAUGAGUAUCUUCCUAACGGAAGUCUCGACAGAUUUUUAUGCGAUCCCAUCAGACGACAGCAGCUAGAAUGGGGAGUUCGGUGCAGGAUCAUUAAAAGAAUUGCUCGAGGGCUUCUCUAUCUUCAUGAAGAUUCGCGCCUAAGGAUCGUUCAUCGAGAUCUAAAAGCAAGUAACAUUUUGCUGGAUGGAGAUAUGAACCCUAAAAUUUCAGACUUCGGUCUUGCAAAGCUUUUUGGCAUGGACGGAACCCAUGAAAGCACUCGCCAAAUUGCUGGUACAUAUGGCUAUAUGGCACCAGAAUAUGUCAGGAACGGGCACUUUUCUACCAAGUCGGAUGUGUUUAGUUACGGUGUAUUAGUUUUAGAGAUCGUGACCGGUCGAAUGAAUAGUGGUUUCGAAGGAUCGGGGAAUGCAAUAGAUCUUCCAAGCUGGGUGUGGGAACAAUGGAAUCAAGGAAUGGCAUCACAGGUGAUCGACCAAAGUCUAGUUGAUCAGUGCGAAUUGCAAGAAGUAUUAAUGUGCAUGCACGUUGGGCUUCUAUGCGUUCAAGCAGACCCAGCGAAGAGACCCAGUAUGGCAACAGUCGUUCUCAUGCUCGAUGGUAACUCUGUUCCUCUUCCAAGCCCUUCAGUGCCUGCUUUCUAUGUUAUAAGUCGCACCGUCAGCAAAUCAGAAGCGCUCAAAGAGGUCACAAGCGAAGGUAGCCUCGAUGAGGAGGAUAGUGAGACCUCAACUGACUUUGCAUUAUAAAGGGUUCAAAUAUUUCUCAUUAAAUGUAACAUUGACAUGAUACCCAAAAAUUAGCAUAGCACACAUGUGGAAAUAGACCAAAACA
Molecule: messenger RNA, 4585 nt
Organism: Elaeis guineensis (African oil palm)
Lineage: Eukaryota; Viridiplantae; Streptophyta; Magnoliopsida; Arecales; Arecaceae
Source: RefSeq, a predicted model, not a curated record